Arachis ipaensis is the source of this 578-nucleotide messenger RNA. The record is from RefSeq and is a predicted model, not a curated record. NCBI's taxonomy places the organism in Eukaryota, Viridiplantae, Streptophyta, Magnoliopsida, Fabales, Fabaceae.
AUUAUUCUUUAAUCCAAAAUUGAUUAUUCUUUGAAGACUAGAAAGGAUUCAAAGGCACUUGGACAAGAUCAACAAGCCCCCUGUCCUCACCAUAGUUGCUAUUGGAUGUUGUUAUUAUUAUUAUUUUCAGAGUGCAGAUGGUGAUAUCAUAGAUUGUGUUCACAAAAGAAAACAACCAGCUCUUGAUCCCUGUUCACUCUUGUUCUUUCGUCGCUCGCUUAACAAUGGGAGCGGUGAAGUUAGUCUUUCAUUCUUCGCCGCGUAUAGAUGGCGUUUCUGUUGAUCCUGAACCCGAUUGGAGCUUCGACGCUCUCGUUUCGGAGCUCAAUACCUUGGAGGCGAAGCUCGCCACUACUUCGGUUACUUCCUCGCAGUUCCAGAAAACAAUGCCUACUUGGAAGAGAGGAGGUGAGAGAGGUAAACCUUUCGUGUUGCGUGCUCAAGAAUUUGAUUUGGAUGACACAGAGAGCGACGAUGAUGGGGAUAACAAAGCUUUGGUACCUGUCAAACGAUUCAAUUGCGAUGAACUUUAUCUGAGGUGCCUCUUUCUUCUUGAACCCUAGUCAAUUUGAAUACCC